Messenger RNA from Epinephelus fuscoguttatus (brown-marbled grouper), 2364 nucleotides. It is a transcript of the gene onecut3a, whose product is annotated as one cut homeobox 3a. The record is from RefSeq and is a predicted model, not a curated record. Gene Ontology annotation, biological process: regulation of transcription by RNA polymerase II. The coding region runs from base 261 to 1592 and encodes 443 amino acids. The transcript is spliced from 2 exons. Gene Ontology annotation, molecular function: DNA-binding transcription factor activity, RNA polymerase II-specific; RNA polymerase II cis-regulatory region sequence-specific DNA binding. Lineage: Eukaryota; Metazoa; Chordata; Actinopteri; Perciformes; Serranidae. Gene Ontology annotation, cellular component: nucleus.
GAGAAAUCCGGGCAGGCGCAGACACCUUCACACUGAGCAGAGAUUUUUGCGGCGCAGUUUGUGUGGCGGCCGGGACCCGAUCUUUUAAAACCAUGCUGGAUUGACUGCAGAGAGGCAACUACAAUCAAUGGCUUGGCUUUGAAAUCGUUGAAAAUUUAUUGGAAAGGAGUGUGAGACAGAGCGACAGUGAGAGAGGGAGAGAAGCGAGGGAGAGAGCGAGAGAGUGGCGAGAGGGGUGGAAAUAAAGAUCCUUUUCAACGAUGGAGCUUACAAUGGAAAACAUUGGAAAUCUGCACGGUGUAUCUCACUCCCAUCAAACGAGCGACUUAAUGAACUCCCCGCACGCGCGCCAGUCGUCGGCGUCGCAUCGGAACUUGGUGUCGCACGGUCGGUCAGCCAUGGUGUCCAGCAUGGCCUCGAUACUGGAGGGAGCAGGGGACUACCGCACAGACCACGCUUUGUCUGGCCCCCUGCAUCCGGCAAUGACCAUGUCGUGCGACUCCGGGAUGAGCCUGAGCAGCACCUACACCACGCUGACGCCGCUGCAGCACCUGCCCCCCAUAUCCACCGUGUCGGAGAAAUUUCACCAUCCACACCCACAUGCUCACCAUCAUCCGGCGCACCAGCGACUCGCGGCCGGGAACGUUAGCGGCAGCUUCACCCUGAUGAGGGACGACCGAAGCCUCGCCUCCAUGAGCAACCUCUACGGCCACUACCCCAAAGACAUGUCCGGCAUGGGGCAGCCUCUAUCCCCUCUGUCUAAUGGUCUCGGGUCUUUGCACAGCUCCCAGCAGACUCUCAGCGCCUAUGGUCCUGGAGCUCACCUCUCCAACGACAAGAUGAUCUCCUCGGGGGGCUUCGAGUCCCACGCAGCCAUGCUGUCCCGGGGCGAGGAGCACCUGGCCCGGGGUCUCGGGGGCCACGGGGCCGGGCUCAUGACAUCCUUGAACGGCAUACACCAUCACAGCCAUCCGCACUCUCAGGCAAACGGGUCCAUGCUGUCAGACCGGGACAGGCAGACGGUGGUGGGAGGCGGGCAGGGAGGUGGGUCAGGGCAGGUGGAGGAGAUAAACACCAAGGAGGUGGCACAGCGAAUAACGGCAGAGCUCAAGCGCUACAGCAUCCCCCAGGCCAUCUUUGCUCAGAGGAUCUUGUGCCGGUCCCAGGGAACUCUGUCUGACCUGCUGCGGAAUCCUAAACCGUGGAGUAAACUCAAGUCUGGUCGGGAGACGUUCAGGAGGAUGUGGAAGUGGCUCCAGGAGCCCGAGUUCCAGCGGAUGUCGGCGCUCAGGCUUGCAGCCUGCAAGCGCAAAGAACAGGAGCAACACAAGGACCGCAACACGGCGCCCAAGAAACAGCGUCUGGUCUUCACUGACCUGCAGCGCCGCACACUCAUCGCCAUCUUCAAGGAGAACAAGCGUCCAUCCAAGGAAAUGCAGAUCACCAUCUCCCAGCAGCUCGGCCUGGAGCUCAGCACCGUCAGCAACUUCUUUAUGAAUGCGCGCCGCCGCUGUGUGGACCGCUGGCACGAUGACCACGGUGCCAGCCCCGGGCAGCCGGGCACAUCCGCCACCACCUUCUCCAAGGCCUGAGAGGAGGAGAGGACCUUCAGAGGGCCAGGGAGUCAGGUUGGAACAACAGGCGACAUGGAGAAUUGGCUGUGAAACCUGUGUAUAACAACCCUACCUGGCCUGGGCCGUCUGAAUGUGUCCUCUGCUCCCAGAAAUCCUUUGUGCCAUGCAAUCAUCUUUUUUGUCAGUCAGAAUUUCAAGCUCUCACCUGAAACAAGCAUAAUCUAAAAAGGUGAAUUGUGAAGUCAGGUCCACUCUGCAUUACUCACAUAAGGACAAUCAUUGAUUCUGUCUUUUUUUAAAGAAAAUCAUUUUUAUGGCAUCUGACAAAGUUAAGAGACACCAAAGAUUUGAUGUUUUUGUUGGACGGUACCAGACAUUUUGCCGGCCUCCUUCACCACCCAAGUAGCCACUGAUUCUGCUUUUUUUUUCUUCCAACUCACCUCCUUUGUGUCUGCCUCUUUAGUCUCUCUCUCAUCCCCUCUACGCCGGCACACGGAAGCAACAAGGGCGAAAGAACGGCAAUAAAUCUGACAACAGAACAGCACAUAGCCUUAUUAUCCAAGCCCCAUCCUGCACACACAAGGCCGUCAUAAAGAAAACAACGCAGCCUAUGAAAAAAACAACAAGGCUUUCCAAUUCUCCGCCUCUACCUCCCCCCCUCUCCUCCUGUAGUCUCCUUCAUUCCUCGGCCAAAGGUAUUCCCUGAUGGCCAGCCAUUUCAGAGAGCAGCUCAGCCUGAUCAUACGGCAAACUAAUGAAUUGAAAAAUGAAUCGAUGCAGACAGAGAGAG